This is a messenger RNA of Brassica napus (rape), 3485 nucleotides long. RefSeq lists its product as uncharacterized. Bases 1025 to 1774 code for a protein of 249 amino acids. The transcript has 6 exons. NCBI's taxonomy places the organism in Eukaryota, Viridiplantae, Streptophyta, Magnoliopsida, Brassicales, Brassicaceae. The record is from RefSeq and is a predicted model, not a curated record.
AUAUUUACUACUUUAAACGUGCCAUAAUAUUCAUUUACUUUUAAGUUUACUGUAUAUUCUUUUCACUCAUAAAUAGUACUAAUUAUUAGUAAUUUAGUAUACAUUAUUGUUUUCAAACUUUUUGUUUUGGAUAGUGAAGACAGAAAAAUGAUAUCAAACUAAGUAGGACACUAGGGAGGCAUUUGACAACUACACACCUCAACUUUUGUGACAGUGGGAAACGUUGCUUGUAACUUAAUUGGGCACGCUAUUGUACUACAGAGCUUGCAGUCUUGCAGUACAAUGAGAUACACCUCUGGGAUCGCGGCUUUGAAGAGAAUCGAAACCAGGUUAAUCCCAUCUUUCCCACCCUUAUAGAAUUGUGGCAUAGUAAGUUUUCAAGCUUAUGAUAAAAGGGUUUUGGUUUUGAGACCAAACAAAGGCCCAUACGAGUUCUGGCCACUCCACACUGAAGAAGAGCUCAAAGAGAUAGCGUGGGAAGAAGAACGAGAGAGGCAGACACAAACAGCAAGAGACUCUUUCCGAUCUUUGAAUCACGGGCAUACUUAAGAAAGUCCACAGAACAGGUGAAGAAACAGCAUCAGAAGACAAACCUCUGUCACGGCAGUGGCAAAACGGGAGAGCCCCAGCACACUCGGAGGAGUCAAAACCAACGACAAGAAAAUCACCAUGGCAGCUAAUAAGGAUCUUUGAGGAGAGGCUCUACAGCAGCUUGAAACGCAGGGAGAACAGAGGAACCAGUGAACAAGAGAGGAGGCAGCGACGCUCUGGAGCUUCUCUUCCACACCUUGAGAAGCCGGAUCUGACACGGUACUCCGAACAACCAGAGAAACAAGAACCCAAAAUCCGAUCUGCUCAUGACCUCCUCGCCGACUCUUCAGGGAUGCCUAGCACACACUAAGAUUCCAGGUAGAUCCGCCAUAGCAGAAAUCCAGAGAGGCAGGAGCAAACGAAGAGAGGGGGGGACUGAAGCUUACGCAUAUGAGAAGGGUGGGAGAUUACGCUACUUGAAUUGAAGAGUAUAAUGGAUUCGAAGAUCCAUAGUAAUCUCUUGUUCUUUCUUGGCUCCGUUGAUAGGAUCCUGGAAUGCAUGCAACGCUUCAUGAGCAGAGAAGAGAUCGUUAAUCAUCUAUCGGUUCAAUUUCAAACCAACCCUAUUUGGACCAACACAGUUUUUGAUAACCUUGAGCAUCAGUAUCCAGAUCACUUCAAAGCUUACUACGAAUCUCUGUCUUUUGCCCAGCAAUCAUUCAACCCUAACUCACAAACUCAAAUCUUCCAGGGAGACACUGGUGCAUCCUCAUCAUAUCAGCUUCCUCCAGAAGCUGAUAUUUCUAACGCUGGUGAUGCAGUAAUCCCUCUGCAGCCGCCCCUUUAUCCCGUGGAUGCUGCUGCUCAAAACUUACCUGGUGCAUCAUCAUUUCCACUAGAAGCUGCUAUUUCUAACGCAAUCCCUCUGCAGCCGCCUCGUUAUCCCGCAGUGUAUGCUGCUGCUGCUCAAAACUUCCCUGGUGCAUCCUCAUCAUCACAAGUUCCACCAGAAGCUAGCAAUGCUGGUGAUGCAAUGAUCGAAAUUUUGAAGCAGAUGUUAAGCAGGUUGGACCAGAUGCUCACUAAGCAAGACCAGAGUCUCACUAAGCAAGACCAGAUGCUCACUAAGCAAGACCAGAUGCUCAAUUUACUGACUCGCAAGAGAGAGCGAACUGACCAGGACCAAGAUGAACAAGUUCCGGAUCCAAGAAGGCAGCGAACAUCAGAUUCUCCAACAUUAUAGUUUGUGAUUACAACAAUGAUUGCAUGAUGCUUAUUCUCUUAGCUAAGCAGUUUAAAAACAUUAUCUGUGUGUUUCUUGUUGUGGAUUUCUAGGUUUGCAUUGUUAGUCUCAUACCUGGGAAGAGAUACACAAUGUCACACGUUAAGAACAUGCAUUCAUUCAUUCUUUCUAGAUUUUUAGGUACUUUUUUUGUGGCAAAAAAAAAACACCUGUGCAUAGGUUUUGUGAAUGCGUAUUCAGCUUAAACCAAAAAAAAAGCUUAAGUAGGACUGUAGGAGAGUUACUGCAAGAGUCUUGUAUAAAGUUGCACAGCAAUACCAAGACAUUUAACAGCUUCUUGAUUUGUACAUACAGUAUACAGAUAGAGUUAGAGAACGGUAAUGCGGACAGCAAUUGCUACUACCGGCUUUGUCUUCUUUCUUAGCUGAUCAUUUCUUGCGUUUUCCUAUCGGAUCAUGGCUCCUUUACCUUGAGCUCUCAUUGAACAAUGACCUCAAAGACGCAGCUAAGUUAUCGCGUCUGUGCGCUUUAGAUUUAAAUAAAACAUAUAUGAAAUCAAGAACUAACCAAAAAACUAACAUCAAGAACAAUUGUAUACCGGAGAGAACAACAUCGUCCAUACUCACAACUUUCAACAAAAAAUAAGCAGAACUUUUAGACAAAGCUAUUCUGCAAACUAAAACAAUCAAAACAAGACUCGUUUAUUUUGGUUAAUUCGUCCUGCUUUGCUGAUUUAAUAUUUUUACAACAGUUUUAGCCAAAAGCAUACUACGCAACACAUGAUGCUCAAGAAAAUGUCACUCUCUACGACAGAUAUGUAAAGAAGGUUCCGUAACACAUAAAAAGCCUAAGAAGAAAACCCUUCUUCACAAUACAAACUCGAAUCAACUUGUACACCAGUUUUAGCCAAAACCAUACAUACUACAAACCCUUUUACUCACCACUGAGGUAAGUAAAGAAGGUUCAUUUUAUGUGCUUGGGUAAGGUAAGUAACUCAUAGAAAAAGAAAAAAAACCUAAGAAGAAAACACUUGCAAACACAAUCCAAAAAUUCAAUAUGCAUUCCCCUGAAGCUAUGAUUAGGAUUCAAAACGAAUAGUAGCAAUGACCCAUAAGAAGUAGGUCUGUCAGUUGGGUUGGACCACACCCAAAUGGGUAUGUUUAACUGGGUGUUUUUUUUUUCUGGGUUCAAAACACCCACACCCAUAUUUAGUUCACGCCCAACAACACCGAUAACCAAUAACACCCAUCACCCAACUGGACACCCAAGUCCACCCAUUUAUAAGCAAUUUAAGUAUUGAUCCAAAUCUGUUUUUUUUUUUGAACACAUGUCCAAAUCUGUUUAAAUUCAAUUUAAAUUCAUUUUAAAUAUUAAACAACAUUGAAAUAUGAUAGAAAUAUCCAAAAUUGAGUAGUAAAAUUUUGAAACUUUAAACAACAUUGAAAAUUUUGAAAAUCUGAAACAAUCUCAAUGACUUAAGUUUUUAACAACACUGUUUAUGAAUUCACUUCAUACAACUCAUCGUGUUUCUGAAUCCAAAACAAAACGAUAUUCUAAACGAUUCAUCAUCAUCAUCAGAGCUAGAGUAAACAAUGGAAACGAGAUUCAUCAUCAUCACAAAACCCACAACGGAGAUUCAUCAUAAUACAAAACGAGAUUCAUCACAAAACCCACAACAGAGAUUCAUCAUCAUCGUCAUAUAACCUGAGAU